GAGAAAGGGCAGAAUUGGAAAUGAAGUAAAAAAGCUUCCUUAUUUCAGUAUUUUGCAUUGCGAGUAAAAAACAGGAGAGAGAGAGAGAGCACGCUUGGCCUGUUGGCGCAACCAUCUCUUCCCAAUUGUUGCUCUGCCCAUGCCCCAAGAACCUCUUCCCCCUUCAACUUUACCCAGGAAGAGAGAGAGAGAGAGAGAGAGAGAGAGAGAGAGAGAGUCCAUACGGUGUUAUUACCCACCCAGAAGUUAAACAAACAUGUAUCUACCAAUACCAAUACAUGCACAUAUCUAAAUAGAAAGAAAUAAAGCGGUGCAGUAGAGUUUCGCUGUUCUAGAGAGCGAGAGAGAGAGAGAGAGAGAGGAAUGGGGGAGAUCAAAAGACUCUGUUCCUCUUCAUCAUCGUACUCACUGAAGCUUGUUUGGUUUGUAGUUCCACUGAUAGUUGUAUCCGGGUUUAUGGGUUUACUGGGUCCGAAGAAUUCCAAUUGGGGUUUACGGAGUCCUGUUACUAUUCCAUCUCCAUCUCCAUCUUCUUCUUCUUCUUCUUCUUCUUCUGAAGUAGGAGUAUUAUUGGGUGCAAACAGUUCUAGCUCUGUUUCAUCUGAUCAGGAGGGAAGUGGAGCCCAUUUAAAUGAAACAGAUUGGCGUUCGAGAUUGGUCGGCGAUGGAACCGGAAAUGUUCACCGACAAGAGGAUGCUAUCCCAGAUCAUGAGUCCGUUAAACUCAACGGUUCUUUGGGUUCGCCACUGCCGCUUGCCGUAGAAGCCAUUGAAAUCCAGACCACUGUUGAGAAGAUUGGAGAGAGCUUGAAUACUACCGUAAUUGGACCCCAUGUUGUUCCUUCCAUGAAUGAGUCUGGCAUUCUUUCCAUGGAGGCAAUAACAAAGAGAAAACCUAGCCAUUUACACAAUAUUGAAGCUGGUCUUGGAAAAGCUCGUGCUGUAAUAAAAGAAGCCAGAAUUAACGGAAAUCAAUCAGAGGACCCCGACUAUGUCCCCGGAGGUCCAAUGUACUGGAAUGCUAAUGCUUUUCACAGGAGCUACUUGGAAAUGGAAAAACAAUUUAAGGUAUUUGUCUAUGAAGAAGGUGAGCCGCCCGUUUUUCACGACGGUCCAUGCAAGAGCAUAUACGCAAUGGAGGGAAAUUUCAUUUACCAUAUGGAGAUUAGCCAGUUCCGCACCAAAGAUCCCGAAAAGGCACAUGUCUUUUUCCUCCCACUCAGCGUUACGUUGAUUGUUCGUUUCGUUUACGAUAGGAAGUCUCAUGAUCAUUGGGGUCCUAUGAAACAAACAGUCAAAGAUUACGUCCAUCUUGUUGCGCGGAAAUACCAGUACUGGAAUAGGAGCCUCGGGGCUGAUCACUUCAUGCUUGCUUGCCAUGAUUGGGGGCCCGAACUUUCCUCUGCCGUCCCUGACCUCUACAAAAACUCCAUUCGAGCUCUAUGUAAUGCAAACACAUCCGAAGGAUUCAACCCAACGAAAGAUGUCUCCUUCCCGGAAAUCCUCCUCCCAGAUGGUAGCACGAAUCACCUCCUUGGUGGUCCUUCCCCUUCGCGACGGCCGAUCUUGGCUUUCUUUGCAGGAGGUGUCCACGGUCCCAUCAGGCCGGUCCUUCUAGAGCAUUGGGAAAACAAGGACGUAGACAUCCAAGUCCACAAGUACCUUCCGAAAGGCGUUUCGUACUAUGGCAUGAUCCGCAAGAGCCGGUACUGCAUCUGCCCAAGCGGGUACGAAGUAGCUAGUCCUAGGAUGGUCGAGGCGCUUUACAUGGGCUGCGUUCCGGUAAUCAUCAAGGACCAUUACGUAGCCCCAUUUAGCGAUGUCCUAAACUGGAAGUCGUUUUCGGUUGAGGUUACGGUGAAGGAUAUUCCGAAUUUGAAGACCAUUCUGAUGGGAAUUUCUCAGAGACAGUAUAUACGGUUGCAGCGGAGGGGGAAGCAAGUGAGGAGGCAUUUCGAGGUGAAUUUGCGUCCGAAGCGGUUCGAUGUUUUUCACAUGAUACUUCAUUCGAUAUGGCUCAGAAGACUAAAUGUUCGCGUAAACGACGCCGAUAUAUCCUGACCGGUUGAUAAUUGUUUCAGAGUGUUCAAGGGAAGGAGGUGUGCAAGUAAGAUGUGUACAUGAAUUAUUGUGUUGAUUUAUGUGAUUUGUGUAAUGUUGGUUGAAUUCAUUCGUUAGUUAAACAUUUUACAUAAAUAAACGUAUGUUUACAG
Messenger RNA from Rhododendron vialii, 2213 nucleotides. RefSeq names its product probable glycosyltransferase At5g03795. NCBI's taxonomy places the organism in Eukaryota, Viridiplantae, Streptophyta, Magnoliopsida, Ericales, Ericaceae. Gene Ontology annotation, molecular function: glycosyltransferase activity. The record is from RefSeq and is a predicted model, not a curated record. The transcript has 4 exons. Bases 364 to 2061 code for a protein of 565 amino acids.